AGACCAUAAGUGAUCUAUUCUACUCUAUGACCAAGGCAUAUAGAAAGGAAGAUUUUGAUAAGUUGAUGGCUAAGGUUGAUAGAAUUGAUCACAGGGUUAAGGAGUACCUUGAAGAUGCAGGUUACGAAAAGUGGUCAAGAGUUCAUGCAACAGUAAACAUAGGUAGAAUGAUGACUUCAAACAUUGCAGAAUGUAUCAAUGGUUGUCUUGUUGAAACACGCCAAUUAACCAUAUUAGAAUUCUUGGAAGAAGUUAGAAUUCUUUUUGGUUCUUGGCAUUGCAAAAACAGAGAAGUAGCCUCAUACACAAAGGACUCAUUAGGGAGAAAAUUUGAGGAAUUGUUGAUUAUAAACGCGGCUAAAAGUUCAAAAAUGGAGGUUGUUCCAUCAUCUGAAUUUAUUUUCUCAGUUUAUGAAACUGGAAGAAGAUAUAUUGUUUGUCUUGAGCGGAAAGUAUGUUCUUGUGGUAGAUUUCAACUAGAUGAGAUACCUUGUUCACAUGCAAUCGCUGUAUUGAAAAAAAAAUGUCACAGAUAUGAAUCCGUAUUGCUCUGA
This is a messenger RNA of Solanum pennellii, 554 nucleotides long. RefSeq lists its product as uncharacterized. The coding region runs from base 27 to 554 and encodes 175 amino acids. The record is from RefSeq and is a predicted model, not a curated record. NCBI's taxonomy places the organism in Eukaryota, Viridiplantae, Streptophyta, Magnoliopsida, Solanales, Solanaceae. Gene Ontology annotation, molecular function: zinc ion binding. The transcript is spliced from 2 exons.